UGAAUCUGUUGUUCUGCUUCUGCAAUCAUUUCCGUUUGAUUCUCGACCCGUAGUUGUCGUAAUUGUAGUGUUGUUGUUCUCAUUGAAAUAUGCCAGAAAAUGGUGCUGCUGUUGGAGAAGGAGAGCCAGUUUCGCGUGAUGAUAAGGUCAAUGUUGAUCCUGGGACACCUCCAUCUCUGACUUUGAAAAGGAAACUGAACACUAAAGAUUCUGUCCUUGCCGAGUUUGACCUUACCUUAAAAGAGAAAAUCAGUAUGGCUCCUAUAGGUUAUAGGCUAUGGAGGCACCUUCGUGAGGAAAAAUCCAGAGACAGCGAGGUAUUUCUUGAUCCUUUUACAAAGCGCCCGACAUCAUCUUGCCAUGGAGUUCCGCUAGGUGGUAUAGGUGCUGGAAGCAUUGGAAGAAGCUACAAGGGCGAGUUUCAGCGUUGGCAGCUGUUUCCUCGGGUCUGUGAAGAUGAACCUGUCUUGGAAAACCAGUUUUCUGUAUUUGUUUCAAGACCAAAUGGUGAGAGGUUUUCUAGUGUACUGUGCCCGAAGAACCCAGAAAAAUUGAAGGAAACUUCAGCUUCUGGGAUAGGGUCUUGGGACUGGAAUCUUGAUGGGAAAAACUCAACAUACCAUGCAUUAUAUCCAAGGGCUUGGACUGUAUACAAUGGUGAACCUGACCCAGAUCUAAAAAUUGUAUGUCGCCAACUUUCGCCAUUUAUCCCUCACAACUAUAAGGAUAGCAGCUUUCCUGUAGCAGUUUUUACUUACACGUUAUCUAAUUUGGGAAAAACUGAAGCGAAUGUGACCUUACUUUUCAGCUGGGCAAAUUCUGUUGGGGGGGACUCAGGCCUCUCUGGUCACCAUUUUAAUUCAAGAUUUAGGACAGAGGAUAAUGUUAGUGGAGUUAUCUUGCACCAUAUGACUGCGAAUGGUCGGCCCUCACUGAAUUUUGCAAUUGCAGCUGAAGCAACAAAUGGAGUUCAUGUAUCUGAUUGCCCGUGUUUUGUGAUAUCCGGAAACUCACAAGGUAUUACAGCAAGGGACAUGUGGUGUGAAAUCAAAGAGCGUGGAUCGUUUGACCACCUAAAUUCCGAAGACAUGUCAACACCUUCUGAACCUGGUUCACUUAUUGGGGCAGCCGUCGCAGCUUCUUUGACAAUUCCUGCAGGAACUGUACAAAGUGUUACAUUUUCUGUGGCAUGGGCUUGCCCAGAAAUAAACUUUCAGGCAGGAAGAACCUAUCACAGGCGUUAUACUGAAUUCUAUGGCACCCAUGGUAACAUGGCAUCAAGCAUUGCUCAUGAUGCUAUUGUUGAACGUUUUCGUUGGGAGUCAGAAAUUGAAGCGUGGCAAAGACCUAUUCUCGAAGACAAGAGACUUCCUGAAUGGUACCCGCCCACACUUUUCAAUGAACUGUACUAUCUUAACUCAGGGGGAACAAUUUGGACAGAUGGAACUCCACCAAUACAUAGUAUACGUACUGUUGGUGAAAGAAAGUUUUCACUUGACAGAUUAGGCUCAAAUAGCAAUCGUAUAGUCAAUACCACUGAGGGAAAUGACACAGCAAUAGACAUCCUUGAAAGGAUGACAUCAAUACUGCAGGAUGUUCAUACUUCUGCAUCAAUGAGUUCUGCUCUCGGAACAAACUUGCUCCAGAAAGGAGAGGAAAAUGUGGGCCAGUUCCUCUACCUCGAAGGGAUUGAAUAUCACAUGUGUAACACAUAUGAUGUCCACUUUUAUGCAUCAUUUGCAUUAACCAUGUUGUUUCCCAAACUUGAACUCAGCAUACAAAGAGACUUUGCUGCCGCAGUGAUGAUGCAUGAUCCUAGUAGGAUGAUACUUUUACAGGACGGAACAUGUGUCCAGAGAAAAGUUCUUGGUGCCGUUCCUCAUGAUAUUGGAAUGAGAGAUCCAUGGUUUGAAUUAAACUUUUACAACCUUCACAAUACAGAUAGGUGGAAAGACUUGAAUCCGAAGUUUGUGCUCCAAGUUUACCGAGAUGUGGUUGCCACAGGCAAUAAAGAGUUUGCUCGAGCAGUGUGGCCAUCAGUCUAUGUUGCACUGGCUUACAUGGAACAGUUUGACAAGGACGGAGAUGGCAUGAUAGAAAAUGAAGGGUUUCCAGAUCAAACAUACGAUACAUGGUCUGUAACUGGUGUGAGUGCAUACUGUGGGGGUCUAUGGGUGGCAGCUUUGCAGGCUGCUUCAGCAAUUGCACAUGUGGUUGGGGACAAGGGUUCUGAAGACUACUUUUGGUUUCGGUUUGAGAAAGCAAAGAAGGUGUAUGAAAAGUUGUGGAACGGAUCUUAUUUUAAUUAUGAUAACAGCGGCAGCAGUACAAGCUCAUCCAUCCAGGCUGAUCAAUUGGCUGGACAAUGGUAUGCUCGAGCAUGUGGUCUUUUACCCAUUGUUGAUGAAGUAAAGGCAAAAAAAGCUCUUGAGACAGUAUACAACUUCAAUGUAUUGAAGGUGAAAAAUGGACAGGUAGGGGCAGCAAACGGGAUGCUGCCAAAUGGAGAAGCUGAUAUGUGUACAUUGCAGUCGAGAGAAAUAUGGAGUGGGGUUACAUAUGCUGUUGCAGCAGGCAUGAUCCACGAAAAUAUGGUAGAAACGGCAUUCAAAACUGCGGUGGGUGUCCAUGAAGUAGCCUGGGCGGACGAGGGUAAAGGAUAUGCAUUCCAGACGCCCGAGGGUUGGGACUUUGAAGGGCGGUACAGAUCUCUUGGUUACAUGCGGCCUCUAACAAUCUGGGCGAUGCAAUGGGCACUAACGCGACAGAAUAAGUUGCCAUUGCCGGAAUUGAAGGAAGAGAUCAAUGAAGAAGCUGUGGUGAAGCAACAUGAUGGAUUCACCAGAGUGGCUCGUCUGCUCAAGCAGUCCGAGGAACCUGAUUCCAGGAGCCUUUUCCAGGUCGUCUUUGAUUACACGUGCAAAAGGAUGUUGGCCUGAAAAAUGCCACUUCUGAAAGCUCCUUUAUCACUUAUAAACCAUUAUUCUUUUCGAUAAUUUUCACUAUGCAAUUAUAAAGUGAGUAAUUUACAGAUACAGAGCCAUGAAUGUUUUAAUCAAUUCGUUGGGAAAAUCUGAACACAGUAACGAGGAAAGCUUUGUGUUUGUAUUA
Messenger RNA from Salvia hispanica, 3111 nucleotides. Its product is annotated as Beta-glucosidase, GBA2 type family protein. Gene Ontology annotation, biological process: glucosylceramide catabolic process; carbohydrate metabolic process. The record is from RefSeq and is a predicted model, not a curated record. Gene Ontology annotation, cellular component: membrane. Lineage: Eukaryota; Viridiplantae; Streptophyta; Magnoliopsida; Lamiales; Lamiaceae. Gene Ontology annotation, molecular function: beta-glucosidase activity; glucosylceramidase activity.